Molecule: messenger RNA, 3008 nt
Organism: Cyprinus carpio (common carp)
Lineage: Eukaryota; Metazoa; Chordata; Actinopteri; Cypriniformes; Cyprinidae
Product: gastrula zinc finger protein XlCGF8.2DB-like
Exons: 3
Coding region: 368-1288 (306 amino acids)
Biological process (GO): regulation of transcription by RNA polymerase II
Cellular component (GO): nucleus
Molecular function (GO): RNA polymerase II cis-regulatory region sequence-specific DNA binding; DNA-binding transcription factor activity, RNA polymerase II-specific
Source: RefSeq, a predicted model, not a curated record
AAAACACUCAGUCUAAUUUAGGAGUUUUUACAAGCGGUGUAAAAUAAAUUAUUAUUAAAUUGUAAUGCUUUAUAUAGCAUUAAUAAACGUUUAUUCAUUUAUUUUUGUUUUAUUUUGUGUGAGGAAAAGAAAAGGUGCGUCUCAUUUCGCUCCUCAUAUCGUGCUUCUGUUAAUCGUGAACAGCAUUCGCAGUGUAUUCACCGGCAAGAAGUUAUGGAGAAACGGAGCUUUUUGACACGUUAAAUGAUUUGAAUCAAUUGCUUCAUAAAAUGAUUCACUGACUAGAACAGAUGGAAUCACGACAUAAACACAAACACAAAAAAUCUCCUGGUGGAGGCAAAGAGCCACGUGACUCAUUAUUAUAAAGAUGGUGUUUAUUAAAGAGGAGAGUGAAGACAUGAAGAUUGAAGAAACAUUCAGAGUCAAACAUGAAGAUAACGAGGAACAAACAGACAUAAAUGCACAGAAAGAAGAUGGUCAAGGACUGAAUAAAUCAGAAGAGCAAGAUCGGCAUGAGGAACAUCAUGAUUUCAAAACUGGCGAAAAAUUUAGUUGCACACAGACCAAAAAGUGUUUCCCUCAAAAAAGAACUAAAAAGACAAAAAGUGGAAAUUAUUUCACCUGCCAACAGUGUGGACAGAGUUUCGGUCAACAUGGAAACCUUAAAAUCCACAUGAGAAUUCACACUGAAAAGAAACAUUUCAUCUGCCAGGAGUGUGGAAAAGGUUUUAACCGAAAAGUAAGCCUGAAAGUCCACAUGAGAAUUCACACUGGAGAGAAGCCAUUCACAUGCCCUCAGUGUGGAAAGAAAUUUGAUCAACAUGGAAACCUCAAUGUCCACAUGAGAAUUCACACUGGAGAGAUCCCUUUUACCUGCCAACAGUGUGGAAAAAGCUUCAACAGAAAAGGAAACCUUAAAGUCCACAUGAGAAUUCACACCGGAGAGAUCCCCUUCACCUGCAAAAAGUGUGGAACAAGUUUCACUCAAAAAGGAAGCCUUAAAGUCCAUAUGAGAAUUCACACUGGAGAGAUCCCUUUUACCUGCCAACAAUGUGGAAAACAUUUCAUGAGGAAAGGAAGUCUUGAACGCCACAUGAGAACACAUACCGGAGAGAAGCCUUACACGUGCCCUCAUUGUGGAAGGAGUUUUACACUCAAAUCAACCCUUACUUCCCUUGUGAGAAUUCACACUGGAGAGAAGCCAUUUGUAUGUGGUCAGUGUGGAAAGAGUUUCAGAUUAAAUGUAUCUCUUCAUCACCACAUGAAGAUUCACUCAAGUGAGAACUGAUUUUUAAGUUGUGGGUGUGGAAUAAAUUCCACAGAAAAAACACCUUUAAGAGGCAUAUAACUGAGAGAAGCCUUUCAUGUACCCUCACUGUGGAAAGAAUUGCACAAAUAAUGUAAGCCUUGAGGUUCACAUAAAAAUUCACAGUGGAGAGAAGACUUACACAUAAAGGAAAUCUUAACAUUCAUAUAAGGUUUCACUUUGUAGAAAGGCAUUUUAAAUGUGUUUAGUUGGAAAUAAAUUUAUCUUAUCAAAAAAACCAGAAUCAUAAUUUGCAAAAUCGUUCUGAAAAGAAACUGCAUUGUACUUCAGUUUGGCUAGAGGUUUACAAAAUAGCAUGUGUUGUCAUUAUACAAUGAAUCUGAUCAAACAACAAAUAGCUUUUGAAUUUGCUCUUAUGGCCACCAUGUCACAAAGAGCUUGCUUAGUCUUCUGUCAAUAAGAAGCAUCUAUAACAUCGUUAAUAGCUUCAUUUGCUGCUGCAGAUGAGAUGGACCUUAAAAUUGGGGUGGGAGCUCCCAAAUAGGGCGUGACUUCCUCCCAUUGACAGACAGGCACAUGACACACAUGCACAAUUUUCCCCCCAAUCCAGUUCAUUGCAAACUCCACCCCACUGCUGAUUCUAAAGAUUUUAUUGGUUGUGUCAAUGUGUUGAUUUUCUACACUAUGCUACAAAAAAUGCUAACCCCUAAACCUACCCCACACUUGACCCUAACCUUAACCAGUGAAUUUGACUGCACAGCGGGAUUGGCGCUGAAUAGAAUAGAAUAGAAAGUUGCAGUUCAGGAGAUAAGCAGUUAAUAAAUGUAAAUGUAAUUAGAUAAUGUGAUAUGAGAUCGCCGAGAUAGCCGUUCCAUAACUCCCCAACCAGACCUCACCGGACAAUGGAAACUUUAUAGUCCCUUGAGCUGGUGGCUUGAUCAUGGAUCUGCCCAGAAGUCUGUUGCUAUCUGUGUUUGCUUUUAGUGAAAAGAUUCUAAGGCAGUGGCUGUUUAGGUCCCCCUAGUAUAGCGGGAGACCCUGUGUCCAGGUGCAUUUUUAAACAUUAUUGGCCUGUGUUGAGCCCUUGCAUUAUACAAUAAGUCUUCAGUAUUUCUCUGAGAAAGGAGUAUCCUUAUAGCAUCAGCUACUGAUGCAAUGUCUUGUUCCUUCCUCUCAGGAAACAUCAUUGUAGUGAUUAAUAUGUCUGGCAAGUAGUAUGAUUGGCAACUAUUCAUUAAACCCUAACUGAUGCAGUGUGUAGCUUUUUAUUUCUCAAACAAGCAUGUCAGAAGACACACUCAUGUCCAUACUCUAGGAUGACAAUGCCAAGAUUAAUCAGGCUCAAACAGUGACCGACCACCACAAAGACUGGCCACCAAAGAGUCCUGGCUUUAACCGCACUAAAAGUCUUUCGGAUGUGCUGGAGUAGACUUUAGCUGUCAAAAAAAAAAAAAAAUUGCACACUAAUAUUUAGUUGAACCAAUCUGGCCCAGAUCUUGUACUGACAAUGAGAGAGCCAGCUUUUAGAUCCAGAGGUUCUGUAUUAUUUUGUAAGGCAACCUAACAGGGCACCCUACUGUAUAACAGUGAAAACACAGAUUGCUGGAAUAACUUCUCAAUGGCAGGGAAGCAUUGUGUAAUAAAUGUCAGAAAAUGGCAAGGAAAAAGUGUAACUCUUUUAGCAAGGGUUCAAAAUUGAAAUUUGUACUAUUUUCCGCCAAAUCCAAUCCAAUUCUUCGUU